Molecule: messenger RNA, 2272 nt
Organism: Panicum hallii
Lineage: Eukaryota; Viridiplantae; Streptophyta; Magnoliopsida; Poales; Poaceae
Product: protein NRT1/ PTR FAMILY 6.4
Exons: 4
Coding region: 243-2069 (608 amino acids)
Biological process (GO): transmembrane transport; response to nitrate
Cellular component (GO): membrane
Molecular function (GO): nitrate transmembrane transporter activity
Source: RefSeq, a predicted model, not a curated record
AGAAAAGAAAAACGCAUCCCGAGCAGUGCAGCAGCAGCCACCCCUCCUCUGGUGGUGGUGGAUGCCCGCCCUAUAAAUCCUCUCCCCGGCCUCAUCCUCUUCGGCAAGCUCGCAGCACAAACGUUCCUCUCCUGCUCGUCCUCUGUUGCUUGCAGCCCUGCACUUGCCACAGCUCACAACGCAAGCUUAACAGAGGCAGCUGCAGCCUGCAGGAGUCUCAGCACAGCGCCACCGCGCCAGCAAUGGUUUCUGCCGGGGGCCAUGGCGGCGGGCACGGAGGCGACGGCGACGAAGGGCAGGCCGUGGACUUCCGGGGCAACCCGGCGGACAAGUCCCGGACCGGCGGGUGGCUCGGCGCCGGGCUGAUCCUGGGCACGGAGCUGGCGGAGCGCGUGUGCGUGAUGGGCAUCUCGAUGAACCUGGUGACGUACCUCGUCGGCGAGCUGCACCUCUCCAACUCCAGGUCCGCCAACGUCGUCACCAACUUCAUGGGCACGCUCAACCUGCUCGCGCUCGUCGGCGGCUUCCUCGCCGACGCCAAGCUCGGCCGCUACCUCACCAUCGCCAUCUCCGCCACCAUCGCCGCCACCGGCGUGAGCUUGCUGACGGUGGACACGACGGUGCCGAGCAUGCGUCCGCCGCCGUGCGCCGACGCCCGCGGCCCGCGCGGGCACGAGUGCGUCCCGGCCAGCGGCGGGCAGCUGGCGCUGCUGUACGCGGCGCUGUACACGAUCGCGGCGGGGGCCGGGGGGCUCAAGGCGAACGUGUCCGGGUUCGGGUCGGACCAGUUCGACGGGAGCGACCCGCGGGAGGAGCGCGCCAUGGUGUUCUUCUUCAACCGCUUCUACUUCUGCGUCAGCCUGGGGUCGCUGUUCGCGGUGACCGUGCUGGUGUACGUGCAGGACCACGUGGGCCGCGGCUGGGGCUACGGCGUCUCCGCCGCGGCCAUGCUGCUCGCCGUCGCGGUGCUCGUCGCUGGCACGACCAGGUACCGGUACCGCCGGCCGCAGGGCAGCCCGCUGACGGUGAUCGGGCGGGUGCUCGCAGCGGCCUGGAGGAAGCGGCGCCUGCCGCUCCCCGCCGACGCCGCCGAGCUCCACGGGUUCCACGCCGCCAAGGUCGCCCACACUGACAGGCUCAGGUGCCUUGACAAGGCGGCGAUCGUGGAGGCGGACCUGUCCGCCGCGACGGCGGAGAAGGGGCCGGCGGCACCGGCGGUGGCGUCGACGGUGACGGAGGUGGAGGAGGUGAAGAUGGUGGUGAAGCUGCUGCCCAUCUGGUCCACGUGCAUCCUCUUCUGGACGGUCUACUCCCAGAUGACCACCUUCUCCGUGGAGCAGGCCACGCGCAUGGACCGCCGCCUCCGCCCGGGCGCCAGCUCCGGGUUCACCGUCCCGGCGGGGUCCUUCUCCGUGUUCCUCUUCGUCUCCAUCCUGCUCUUCACCUCCCUCAACGAGCGCCUCCUGGUGCCGCUGGCCGCCCGCCUCACGGGCCGCCCGCAGGGGCUCACCUCGCUGCAGCGCGUGGGCGCCGGGCUCGUCCUCUCCGUCGCCGCCAUGGCCGUCGCGGCUCUCGUCGAGCGGAAGCGCCGCGAAGCGUCCGUCGGAGAGGGCCACGUCGCCAUCAGCGCGUUCUGGCUCGUGCCGCAGUUCUUCCUGGUGGGCGCCGGGGAGGCGUUCGCGUACGUGGGGCAGCUGGAGUUCUUCAUCCGCGAGGCGCCCGAGCGGAUGAAGUCCAUGAGCACGGGCCUCUUCCUGGUGACGCUCGCCAUGGGGUUCUUCCUCAGCAGCUUCCUCGUCUUCGCCGUCGACGGCGCCACGCGGGGCGCGUGGAUCCGGAACAACCUGGACCGCGGGAGGCUGGACCUCUUCUACUGGAUGCUGGCCGUGCUCGGCGUCGCCAACUUCGCCGUGUUCCUCGUCUUCGCCAGGCGACACCAGUACAAGCCCAGCGCCGUGCCGGCCGCGGUGGCGCCCGCCGGCAGUCCGGCGGACAGCGCCGGCUCCGGGGAGAAGGAGAUGGACGACUUCGUCGCGGUCAAAGAGGCCGUGGAAGGGGUGGACGUGUAGUAGGACCACGCUGCAUAGGGCAUGCAUGUCAGACUCAGAAGAACUGAGCGGUGUGUACGAGUGGUGGUGUAGUAUGUGCUUUCGCUUUUGGGUAGUGUACGGCAAAUUUUUCUUUCGCUUUUCUCAGCUUGCUGCUUCGGCCUGCCCUCCUGUAAAUAACUAUGGAGACAUACGAAUUGAGGCCAUGUUUUGUUUCGUAUCAA